CAUGGCUCGCUUCACUGCUCGCUUCACCUUGCGUAGUCAAGGUCAUUACAUGGGGUUGUGUGUGUAGGACUCCACGGACCUACUCGCUGGAACAAUGGUCCUUGAGCAGUGAGCAGGGUUGACUGAAAGAGAGAGAGGGAGAGACAAAGCGAGAAAGAGAGAAGAGAGAAAGCGAAAGAUUCUUCUGGCUAUCUGCUCCAGAAUAAUGUUUAAAUUACACCUCCGUUAAAGAGACCCUCAGUGAGUUCUAUUUCACUGGAGGACUGACUGGGGAUUCAAGAUCAGACGAAGCCUGCUGUGUUCCCUAGCUGUCUGUACUGCUGUUUAGCGAGAAGUAGAGCUGUGUAGGAUUGAGCAGAACAACGUGUGACCACGUAGAACAGUCUAGGGCUGUGUGUAGGGCUGUAUCAGCAGGGCACAAGGGCUGUGUUGGGCUGGCAGAGGUAGGGCUCUCCCAUGGCCUACCCUCAGUGCCCAGCCCCUGGGUCCUACACCAUGGUCAUCAUCCCUCUCCGGAGCAGCCUCUACAGUCUUGACGCCCUACGCUUCUACCUAUGGAUUAAGAGGCUAAAGAACUUGGAGAGGGAGCAGGACUCUCUGUGGACCGGGCUGCAGGUUCUGGAGCGAGCCCGACUAUGGUACCGUCAUAGACUGGAGAACAACAGAUCCAGGCAGGCUAACGUGCGCACCGGGGCUGGAGCUAGGGCAGAGGUGUGGGGAGGAGAGGGGGUGUCAUCGUGCCUCCUGCGGUCUCAGAUCCAGAGGGUGAAUGGAUCUCUGGGUAGUCUGAUGAUUGAGCCCAACGUAACCAGCUGUCCCUCCUCUCCGAAGAGGGACGGGGUCAAGGUAUCAGACCAUGAGCUACGGUGGCAGAACACGGUGCUGGUACAGGAGGUGAGCGAGAAGAAUUUUCAAAUUUCCCUGUUGGAGCUGGAGAGAGACCGCCUUUUGCAAGAGCUGAGUGUGCAUCUAGGUGUGGAAGUGUAGUGGGCAUCCUGACUGAGUUAUUUGAGUUUGUACAUUGCCAUCAAGCCCAUUUCACUUUUACCACACAUGAGCGCACAUACGCGACUGAACACCACUUCAUAACUCUUCAACUAAAGUUAUUCCAAUCUUUGUCCGGAUUUCAUUGUCUCUCAUCACUGUAAAUAUGCUUGUAAAAUAAUAAUUCAAUAUACUGUAUGUACAAAGA
This is a messenger RNA of Oncorhynchus tshawytscha (Chinook salmon), 1192 nucleotides long. Its product is annotated as suppressor APC domain-containing protein 1. Lineage: Eukaryota; Metazoa; Chordata; Actinopteri; Salmoniformes; Salmonidae. The transcript is spliced from 5 exons. The record is from RefSeq and is a predicted model, not a curated record. Bases 457 to 987 code for a protein of 176 amino acids.